AUGUGUAGAAACUCAUUCCUGGAAUCUGUAAGUUUUUUUCAGGUCACUUAUUUAUUAUGCAGGCAUGAUUUUUGCUUCACGAAGCUUCUGUUGCUUUGGCAUUAGAACAUACCAACUACGAACAGAUUUGCUUUCCAGAUCCAUCAGACUUUCAGCCUCUGCAACAAUGGCCUUCAGACACAAAAACACAAGACGAAUUGAAGGCCUUGAUAGCAAUGUCUGGGUUGAAUUUACAAAGGUGGCAGCAGAUCCCUCAAUUGUUAAUCUUGGUCAAGGCCUUCCUGAUAUAUCCCCUCCCAGCUACGUUAAAGAAGAGCUGGCAAGGGUAGCAGCAGUUGACAGACUGAACCAGUACACACGAGGCUUUGGACAUCCAUCACUGGUGAAAGCCUUGUCUCAAGUGUAUGAGAGAGUUUGUGGAAGAAAGAUUGAUCCUCUCACAGAUAUCCUGGUGACCGUGGGAGCUUAUGGAUCUCUCUUUAGUACAAUACAGGCACUAAUUGAAGAGGGAGAUGAAGUAAUAAUAAUAGAGCCGUUUUAUGACUGUUAUGAACCAAUGGUGAAGAUGGCGGGUGCAAAGCCUGUUUUUAUCCCACUGAGACAUAAAAAUUAUGGAAACUCUGCAUCUAGUGCUGAUUGGGUCUUAGAUCCUGCUGAGCUUGCAAAUAAAUUUAAUUCCAAAACAAAAGCAAUUAUUCUGAAUACCCCGCACAACCCUAUAGGCAAGGUGUUUACCAGAGAAGAGCUUCAGGUAAUAGCUGAUCUCUGUAUUAAACAUGAUACUCUGUGCAUCAGUGAUGAGGUGUAUGAAUGGCUGGUGUACAAAGGAAAUAAACACAUUAAAAUAGCUACGUUGCCAGGUAUGUGGGAAAGAACAAUAACUAUAGGAAGUGCUGGAAAAACAUAUAGUGUAACUGGCUGGAAGCUUGGUUGGUCUAUUGGCCCUCAGAACCUGAUUAAGCAUUUGCAAGUUGUUCACCAAAAUACACUGUAUACUUGUCCAACUCCACUCCAGGAGGCUUUGGCACAAGCAUUAUGGAUAGACUAUAAACGCAUGGAUGACCCAGACUGCUAUUUUUACUCACUGUCUCGAGAGCUGGAAAGCAAGCGUGAUCGGAUGGCGCAGCUGCUUCAAGAAGCUGGACUAAAGCCUGUCGUUCCAGAUGGAGGAUACUUUAUGAUUGUUGAUGUUUCUACAUUAAAUGUAGAUCUCUCUGAUGUAGAUGAGAAACAACCUUAUGAUUAUAAAUUUGUCAAGUGGAUGAUAACAUCUAAGAAGCUGUCAGCAAUUCCUCUUUCAGCAUUCUGUGGUCCUGAGACAAAAAGGCAGUUUGAAAAGUACAUACGCUUUUGCUUCAUUAAGGAAGACAGCACACUAGAUGCAGCUGAAGUGAUUCUGAAGAACUGGAAUAAACAGACAGCCUGAUUUUUCUUAUUAACUCUUCCAUCUGGUAUAAUUAUCUAACAGUAGGGCUUUUUUAAUUGCAAAUUUAAGAUCAAAUUACUUAAUACAAUACAGAAUUAAUAUGACAUUGUGAAUAACUUUGUGCUGCCACCUGCUGAGGAGUUAAAACAAUGAUUUACUGAAAUAUGUGUAAUGCGACUCAGAGGUUAUUUUCAGUCUUUUGAAAAUAAUUUACUUUUUUCCUAAA
Molecule: messenger RNA, 1652 nt
Organism: Antrostomus carolinensis (chuck-will's-widow)
Lineage: Eukaryota; Metazoa; Chordata; Aves; Caprimulgiformes; Caprimulgidae
Gene: KYAT3
Product: kynurenine aminotransferase 3
Exons: 13
Coding region: 65-1426 (453 amino acids)
Biological process (GO): biosynthetic process
Cellular component (GO): mitochondrion; cytoplasm
Molecular function (GO): L-kynurenine:2-oxoglutarate transaminase activity; pyridoxal phosphate binding
Source: RefSeq, a predicted model, not a curated record